Molecule: messenger RNA, 4168 nt
Organism: Trichomycterus rosablanca
Lineage: Eukaryota; Metazoa; Chordata; Actinopteri; Siluriformes; Trichomycteridae
Gene: kif4
Product: kinesin family member 4
Exons: 31
Coding region: 14-3721 (1235 amino acids)
Biological process (GO): spindle elongation; mitotic spindle organization; microtubule-based movement
Cellular component (GO): microtubule associated complex
Molecular function (GO): microtubule binding; microtubule motor activity; ATP binding
Source: RefSeq, a predicted model, not a curated record
GAGCAGAGAGAACAUGACUAAGGAAGAUGACAAGAUGAUUCCAGUGCGGGUGGCACUGCGCUGCAGACCACUGGUGCCUAAAGAACUCAACGAAGGAUGCCAGUGCUGCCUUACCUUUGUGCCAGGAGAGCCACAGUUGGUGGUGGGCAACGACAAAGCAUUCACAUACGACUAUGUGUUUGAUCCCACGACAGAGCAGGAGGAGGUGUUCAACGCUUCCGUUUCACCUUUACUUUCUGGCCUUUUCAAAGGAUACAAUGCUACGGUGCUAGCCUAUGGCCAGACUGGCUCAGGAAAGACUUUCUCCAUGGGAGGUACCUACACAUCGGCACAAGAAAACGAACCUACCGUUGGCGUCAUACCCAGAGUGGUGCGGAAAAUAUUUCAGGAGAAAGCCAAGAGGGCGGACUGUGAAUUUGUCCUUUUUGUAUCGUAUCUUGAGAUUUAUAAUGAAGAAAUUUUGGAUCUUCUGUGCCCAUCAAAGGAUAAACCUGUUAUUAGUAUCAGAGAAGACCCAAAGGAAGGCAUCAAAAUUGUAGGACUGACAGAAAAGGCGGUUUUUACAGCUCAGGAAAUGGUAGGCUGUCUGGAGCUUGGGAACUCUGCUCGUACCGUGGGCUCUACAGCUAUGAACGCAGCCUCAUCACGUUCGCAUGCUAUAUUUACGAUCAACUUGGAGCAGCGCCGUGGAGGUGACAAAAACGACAUGAUGGUCUCCAAACUGCACUUGGUGGAUCUUGCUGGAUCAGAGAGACAAAAAAAAACUAAAGCAGAAGGAGACAGACUGAAGGAGGGAAUCAGCAUUAACAAAGGCCUGCUGUCUCUGGGAAACGUAAUCAGCGCCCUUGGUGACGACAGUAAGAAGGGCACCUUUGUGCCUUACAGAGACUCCAAGUUGACCCGUCUGCUACAAGACUCUUUAGGAGGGAACAGUCACACCUUAAUGAUUGCCUGCAUCAGUCCAGCCGACUCCAACAUUGAGGAGACGAUCAACACACUUCGCUAUGCAGACCGUGCUCGUAAAAUCAAGAACAAGCCUGUUCUCAAUGUCGAUCCACGUGCUACAGAGAUGAAACGGCUCAAGCAGCAGGUGCAAGAGCUGCAAGUGAUGCUACUUCAUGCUCGAGGAGGAGUAGCUCCUGUUCUCUCAGGGUCUGAGCAAGGUGAGAAUGUGUCUAAGAUUGUGGAACGUAAUCGCCGUCUGCAAGAAGAAAACAGUAAGCUGAGUCGAGAACUCAGUGAGGCUGUAGGACAGACUGCCCUUAUGUGUGAAAGGAUCAUCAUGACUGAGCAAACCAACGAGAAACUGCAAAACAAACUAGAGGAACUGAGGGAGCAUGCUGCGUGCAAGGUUGACCUUCAAAAGAUGGUGGAGACCCUAGAAGAUCAGGAGCUAAAGGAGAACGUAGAGGUCAUCCGCAACCUUCAACAUGUCAUUCUAGAGCUACAAAGUGAAAGUGCUGGGAUUGCAGCCACCAUAGAUGCAAUGACGUCAGGCAAUUCAACCUCUCUUGAGGUUGAUGCAGAAGGCAAUGCUGUCGAUGCGAGUGGCAGUCCUGCUAGUGGCUCACCUGUGGCCAGCAGUUCUGAUUCCCAAGCGGCCUACACUACCCAGCAUGCUCUUAGACAGGCUCAACUCUCCAAGGAGCUGAUUGAGCUUAAUACAGUCCUUGCUUUAAAAGAGGCCUUUGUCAAGAAAAUGUGCCAGAAUGACAGCCACUUGAAACCUAUACAGACAGAAUAUCAGGAGAACAUCAAAAACCUACAGUCUGAGGUUGGAUCUCUGCAAAAAGAGAAGGAAGAUCUCAUCCUCGCCCUGCACUCUGCUAAGAAAGACGCCAAUCAGGCCAAAUUGAGCGAGCAGCGCAGGAAGAGGUUGCAGGAGUUGGAAGGGCAUAUCUCAGAUCUGAAGAAAAAACUGCAGGACCAAUCUAAGCUCUUGAAGCUCAAAGAAACUUCAGUGCGCAGUGUUACCAAGCUUAAUCAUGAAAUUCAGGCUAUGAAAGCUCAGCGGGUGCAGUUGAUGAGGCAGAUGAAAGAGGACUCUGAGAAGUUUCGAAUCUGGAAGCUGAAGAAAGAUAAAGAAGUUUUGCAGCUUAAAGAAAAAGAUCGUAAACGACAGUAUGAAAUGCUUAAGCUGGAACGUGAUUUCCAGAAACAGGCAAAUGUGUUACGCCGCAAAACUGAGGAGGCUGCCGCAGCCAACAAGCGCCUGAAGGAUGCCCUACAGAAAAGAAGUGAGGUGGCUGAGAAGCGCAAAGACACCCAAAACCGUGGCAUGGAGGGAGUUGCAAGCAGAGUAAAGACAUGGCUUCUGAAUGAAAUAGAGGUGCUGGUGAGUACAGAGGAGGCCCGGCGUCAUCUACAGGACCUCCUAGAGGACAGAAAGAUCCUGGCUGAGGAGAUCUCACAACUCCGCCAGCAGAUGGACUCUGGAGACAGACCUGCUGCUAAAGUCAGGCGCCGUACCCUGACCAUCUCUGAACUAGAGGGCAAAGGGAAUCUGGAGGCUUCAAUCAGUAAACAAGUGGAAAACCUAGAGACUGAGAUGGGCCUCAGGAGUGCUCAGAUAGCUGACCUGCAACAAAAAGUUCUGGAUGCAGAUAACGAGGUUCGUAUGAAACAGCGUUGGGACUCCAUCACUACCAUCGUGGAGGCCAAGAGUGCAUUAAAAGUCCUCAUGUCUGAGGUUGUGGUAUCCAAGACGUCAAAUGCCAAGCUGGAGAGUGAGCUAAAGCAGGAGCGGGCCAACCACAUUGACUUGCAGAAGGUUCUGUGCGAUGAGAGGAAGGUUAUGUCCGCAAUGGACAUGGAACACCAAAGUCAUCUGGUGGAGCUGGAGCAGAGACACCAGGAGAAGGUGCUGUAUCUCCUCAGUCAGCUCCAGAACAAGCCUGUAGCAAAGGCGCAUGAGAAGGAUGAGCAGGAGAUAUCCAAGAGGGAGCGUGAAAUGUUACAGCGUUUGAAGUUCCAGGAGGAAGAAAUUGAAAAGAUGAAAGAACUAACUGAACAAAAUCAGAAACUCAUGGAGGAAAAUGAACAAUACAAACAGAAAUUACUUCUGGCUCAGCUGACGAGUGCAAAGAAAGUAACAAAUGAAUCCCCUGACACUUCAUUUGAAUACAUCCCUCCUAAGCCCAAGGCUAAAACCUCAACAGCACGUGCACCGCUGCAGGAACCUCAAAUUGACCUUGAUGAGCUUGUGUCUCCCUCCGAGUCUGAGGAGGAGGAGGAGUGGCGGCCAGAAAAGAAAGAAAAAGCUCGACGAGGUUCCAGAAAAUCUAAAAUGACUGGGUGUGCAUGCAAGGGACGCUGCGUCAAUAAACUCUGCCGCUGCCGGAAGGGAAGAAUGACGUGUGGCGAGAACUGUCUCUGUGACCAUCAAAAGUGUCGCAACAUGGAGAACCGGGAUGGUGACAUGAAUGAUGUCUCCAAAGACUCUGUAUCCAUUCCUGAGGACCCCACAGCUGUAAGCCCUCGAGAUGCCACCUUCUUUAGGCCUCCAUGUGUACCACCAACUACAAAGGAAAUCGGCGACAUGGGCAACCUCUCUUCAGUUUUGAAGCUGGAGAAGAAGCCGAUUCCCGCUGAUGUUGACAGUGACAGUGAAGACUCUGAAGAGCCCAGCAUGCCCAGCUUUCUGAGGAAGAACAAGAGAGGACUAAAUAACUUCAAGAAUAGCUUCUUCUCUGGCUGUACACCUGUUCGUGAGGAAUCCUGAGGUAGUUAAGGCAGGCGCUCUUGCCAGCUAGCUCUCUUCUAAUUUUCCAUGUCUGUCUCGUCUUGCUUUAUAUGUUUUUUAUAUUUGUCUGUAAAUGUGUUACAACUUUUAAUCGUAGCUCCUCUAAUGUGAAUAGUCCACCUGUACCACACUGGGGCAAAGUUACAAUUGCUAACACCUGACUUACCUUGAAUUAGACUAAUUCAUAACACUUUUUCAGUCUAAUAUUGGAAUAUCAGGAAUGUUUUAGCUUGAUUUCUUAGAUUAGAUCAAAGUCUUUUAUGAAUUUAAGUUAAAUGACCUUCGUGAUUACCUGUGCAGAUAGUCUUGAUACAAUGAUGCAUCCUGUCUGUUAAAGCUGCUCUGUUUUAACAGCUGGCCAGUGUGUCUAGAUGUUCUUAAAAAGGCGAAUUUUGUAUAAACAAUAAAAAUGACUUCAUCCUCUCA